UGGGUCUGUCUGUGUGCUGCUCUUACAUAAAGAGCAGAGAACACGCGAGUGUACAGUCUGGCUGAGCCUGAAAGACAUUUAAUCAGUCUUUUCCAGAAGACUGUUUGGACAACACAGCUUCCUUCUGCUCUGUUAACAAGUCAGCGUGCCUCCAUCGUAUCUUUUUUUUGUUGUUGUUUUCUCUCUCUCUCUCUCUCUCUCUCUCUCUCUCUCUGCUGGUUUUGAUGUGUUGCUCGUUUUAGCUGUGACUUAUUUCCGGCAUCAAGUUCUUCCUUCAACCACAGCCUUGACUUCAACAGACGGCUCAAAGAGGAAGCUAGAAUAGAAAGAAGAGGCCACCUCGCCGGAAAAUUGAAGACUAGAAUUUAGUUCUGAUCCAGAUCUCAUUCUACUAUCACACUGGGGAAGGCAAAACGGACCCCUUUCAGAUUUUUCACUUCUCAAGUCCGCUGCAGGAUUCAGCGAGCAUCCAUCAUGCACUUGAAAACCAUGAAGUGCAACCGCUUCUGCCUUAUCGCAUCCCUAGAGGAUCUGGAUAUGUUUAACAGACCUGAGGCCAGGGCUCGUUUCGAAGAGCUCUUCCGUGCCUUUGAUGGUGAAGUUACUUUUCAGUUUUUCAAGAGCUUCAGACGAGUGAGAAUUAACUUCAGUAAUGCUCUGGCAGCUGCAGAGGCGAGAUCAAGACUCCACAAGAGCGACUUCAACGGCUCAGAGCUCCGACUUUAUUUUGCCCAGUCAGUACAUAUAGGAAGUGCACGACUGGAGCCUCCUAAGCCAGAGAAGCAGUUCCUCCUCUCUCCACCUCCUUCUCCUCCUGUGGGAUGGGAACAGGCUCAGGAUGCCACACCUGUCAUUAACUACGACCUUCUCUGUGCCAUCGCCAGACUUGGCCCAGGGGAGAAAUACGAGCUGCACUCUGGAACCCCCACUACCCCCAGCGUGGUGGUGCAUGUGUGCGAGAGUGAUCAGGACAGCUCCGGUGCCGAGGACAAUAUGGACAGCUUCAGACAGCCGCGACCCAAAAUCAUCCAGACCCGGCGUCCAGAGUACAGCUCCUCUGUCACCCAGUGAGCAUGAGGAGUAUGUCCUUGUGCUUUUAAGUUUGUUUUUCUGUCUCGGGAUUGUCAGGCAUGCACAUAGUCUGUCCCCAUAGAGGAAGCGUUGAGUCCAAGAUCAGGCUUGCAGAGAAAGGCACUACAUCUGCACUGUCUUUCAGGGGAAAGUGAGUUUAUUGCAUGCAUUUGUUGAUAAAGUGGCUCAUUUCAACACAUCUAAAGGCCAAGGGGGUUUCAUGAAUAGUUUCCAUUGAUGUCUAUGACUACAGAGAACAAAAACCCUCCUGUCGUGGCUUUAUUUAUCUCCUUUAAUUUGAGAAGCAUGUUUUAGGGCAGUGCAAGGUGCAUUUUUGUAAUGGAAUUUGUCGUCAUGGAUUUGGUUUUCUCAAUAGCCUCCUUUCUACACAUGAUGAUUUCUUUACUGUUGGCAUCAGUGGAAAUGUGAGGUAUUAUUACAAAGCCUUUGUAUGAAUGUUUGGUUGAUCUUAGACUUAACAUUUGUGGUAAUGGGUAUUUUCGACUUUAUAUGUUGGUUGUAAGGAAUGACAAAAGUAAAAAUACAGAUUUAAUUUCAGUUUCCUUUCUCAAAAAUCAUCAUGUUGAAUUAAUCACUUGUUUACUAUUAAUUUGACAAACCUUUUUGGUCAGUAGGAAUGAAAGGUUUAUUGGUACAUCCUGACAUCUCAUCUCGAUGAUAAUAUUUGUAUGGAAACACCUUGCCAUGACUGAAAUUUGCAUUAAUUUCCUUCGACCAUAACACUGUAAUACAGUCAGUUUUAAUGAGGGAUGACCUUUAUGCCCUUUACUAGAAUUUGCACAAGUUACAUUUGUUACAUGGUAAAAGUCGUUGUACUAAUGUCUGCUUUAUUCAGCCUAUUCGUGUUUGACUGUGUAUGUUUGUUUACCUCAUUGUAAUGUCUUAAUGUCUGGUUGCUCAGAAAUUUGAAAGAACCUGCUCGGUUUCCACAAAGUUGUUGACUCAGUAAUGGCUUGGAUGUAUGUAUUGUGAUUUGUACCUUAACAACCAAAAUAAUAAAUCAGGAUUUUGACUUGUA
Neoarius graeffei (lesser salmon catfish) is the source of this 2110-nucleotide messenger RNA. It is a transcript of the gene rcan1a, whose product is annotated as regulator of calcineurin 1a. The transcript is spliced from 4 exons. Gene Ontology annotation, cellular component: cytoplasm; nucleus. Gene Ontology annotation, molecular function: calcium-dependent protein serine/threonine phosphatase regulator activity; nucleic acid binding. Gene Ontology annotation, biological process: calcium-mediated signaling. Bases 475 to 1071 code for a protein of 198 amino acids. Lineage: Eukaryota; Metazoa; Chordata; Actinopteri; Siluriformes; Ariidae. The record is from RefSeq and is a predicted model, not a curated record.